UAUCUUUAACAAGGCUCAGUUUGCGAGCAUAAAAACGCGUCCAGGGAUUCCAAGGCGAUGAAAGGACACCGGUAAUUAGACACCAAUUAGACACCAAAGGGAAAGGAUUCACGCAUGUGCAGGUGAAUUUGAUACUUUGAAAGGCGGAGAGUAUCACGCAGAAAAUCGUUUUUCCUGACGCCCAAAUAAAAGAUGGCGUUCGCUGCAGCAAAGCAUCGGAAGUGAAAGAAAAGGCGUUGUCGUAUAGAAUGUAACGCGCAUAUUCUCGGAACCGGAACGAAGGGAGGUGGGAAGAAAGGAAGCUUCCUGUUCUGUCAUAGAAAUGGAUAACUUUGUUGAAGAACUGAGACAAGAAAGAAGGUCUCUGUCCACAGGAGAAACAGAGGAUGAAUCUGCAGCCAAUGCUCUGGUCCCAGAAAUUUAUUUGCCUUUAUUGCCAAAACAUUUCAACCAUCCAACAAACAUGGCUGUGAAAUCUUCAGAAUUUCAGAAGGUGAAAGAGGAUUGUUUAUGCUGUAUCCAAGAUGCUCUCUUACAAAGUCAGUGGCAGAGGGCUGCAGAAUUAAUGAUAAGCUACUUGGAAAUGCUGGAAAAUACAACUGCAGAAAAAAGGGUGACAGCUCAAGAGGAGAUCUGGAGAAUAGGAACUGAAAUCCUGCAGCAGCAUCCGCAAAGUAAUAUAGAAGAGAUCAAUCAUUUUGCAGAUCGGAUGAAAAAUUUAGGAGUCAAAAGAUAUUUAAAGAUUUCUUUAGAGCAUGCCUUCCACCUUUUGUGCAGUGGAUUUCUGGAUGAAGCCUAUCAGAAUUUGAUCUUGGCUGAAAGUUGGCGAUAUGGAGAAGAAACUGUUGCUCAGGAAAAAGAGCUGAAACUCGUUCAAGCUUAUAAGGGAUUGAUAGGCUAUUAUAUGUGGUUAAAAAAGAAGACAGAGCUUUUGGAGCUGGAUGAAGACAGCUGUACACAAACUUCUCUUCAACAGGAAAUGCAUGGCUUGUACCAGCAGGCUAAAGUCAGCCUCAGAGAAAUAAUCAGAAUUCCUGGUGUUUGGGAUCCUUUCGUAAUUUGUUAUGUGGAUUUGCUGGAACAUUACGAGGAGUACGAAGAAGCACGGGAAGUGUUAAGUGACUAUGCGUAUAAUUCCAAGUUUCCUUCCAACCCUAAUGCCCAUGUCUACUACUACCACUUUCUAAAGAGAAGGGGGGAAUCCAGGAAAACCCAGAUCUCUGCACUGCAGAUCCUUAACAGCCUCCAGGCAUUGCAAGAAGGCAGAGACAGCAUCACUCGGGUUACAAUGUCUAGAGAUGUAGAGCUGAAUAUGACCAGCAUAUUGAUGAUGUCUCAAGCCAUGGUGACAAGUGAUCUUACCCAACAACUUCAUAUCCUGCAUGAGCUUGUUCCUUCCCAUGAACUAAUGCUGGAAUUUUACAACUUGCUUAGAAAAUCGAAAAAAAGGAAAAAACGUAAGUUACAGCUGAAAGUUAUUUUUGGAGCCUUGGAUUUUGCUGGAUGGAAGGAAAACGUAAAAGCUUGGAGUUAUUUAGCAAAACAGACAGUAGAAAUUCUGCAAAACUCUGAUAAGCAAUUUCACUGGCUCAAAAAGGAGUGGGAUAUUCGAAAGGACUGGUGGCCGGCUUUUCAUUUCAGUCUUUAUUUGGCAAAAAGUAACUGGCAGGAAAACCAAAAGCUCACUUGUGAAAAAGUUCUGGUAGCUGGAAUACUGCUGGGAAAAGUGUGCAUAGUCCAUAACUAUGCCAUGAAGAGCUUUAUAGGUGAUUCUCAGCGCACUCAAUUGCGUCCAGACUGCAAGUACUUUAAAUAUGUCACAAAAGAAGCUUGCAAAGUUCAGAAGAAAAAGUUCCGACAGUUGAAGACAUUUGUGAAGAAACACAACUGGGUCAGUUUAAGAUUGGCUGCUACGUGAUUACUUAGUGUCAAAUCUCUUGAUUUUUCAAGGGUGUUAGAUGAUUUGGAUGUCCUGUAUACACAAGUCAUCCUGACAAGCAAUUAUUGUAAAAUUCAGGUAAUUCUUGAGAUGUGAUCGGUCACCUAAGGGCUAUUUGAAGUUACAACACUCCCCUCCCCAAAAAAGCUACAUAUGAUCUAUUUUGAAAUAUGGCUGCUGCAGCACCCCUUACAACUGGCAACAGGGAUGUUGCAGCAUCCCCCACCUCUCUCCCCCCCCCAAUGGCCUGACCCCCUGGGACCCCACAGUGCUUGGUCUACUCCCCAUGCCUCCUGGAAGCACCUGCCAUUUUCCAUAAACUGACAGUUUCUUGUGGAAAUGGUGGCUGCUUUCAGAGCAUUCUGCCCUGGUCAGUUGGCUGUUGGGAGACUGCAAAGCUCUCCUGGCUCUUGGGAGGCUUUGGCGAAGCCAGCUGCCUGCAUGCAAAAGUGGUAGCUUCAGGAUUAUCUUCCCAAAGGUGGCUUUAUCAGGCAUGCACAGAGGCUUGUUUGGAAGCUUCUCUGGCAUUGGAACAUGGCGCUGGGCCUUAAUCUAACUGGGCUCUUUCCCCCCCCCCCCCGCUGAGCUGUUUUUGGCUUUGCUGCUUGUCUGCUUCCUUUAUGGAUCCAGCUGAGUGAUGGGCCUUCCCCAUCCAGAAGGCACCCCAUGCUCCACUUAACAACCCACAUUUGUUGAAGGGCAUCAGGGAGAGCAGGGAUGGGGAUUGUUAAGCAAGACUGUUUCGCUUAAUGGCCAUCCCCUCUUACGACUGUAAUGGGCAGGCUCCAUUACUGUCCUAGGUCAAGGACUACUUGUAUGUAUAUGUAGAAGAGUUGUAUUUUUUUUACAAUAAAAAUAUGCUUCUGUAAUAAA
Messenger RNA from Crotalus tigris (Tiger rattlesnake), 2812 nucleotides. RefSeq names its product TATA-box binding protein associated factor, RNA polymerase I subunit A (gene TAF1A). Gene Ontology annotation, cellular component: RNA polymerase I transcription regulator complex. The transcript has 13 exons. The coding region runs from base 323 to 1918 and encodes 531 amino acids. Gene Ontology annotation, biological process: transcription by RNA polymerase I. The record is from RefSeq and is a predicted model, not a curated record. NCBI's taxonomy places the organism in Eukaryota, Metazoa, Chordata, Lepidosauria, Squamata, Viperidae.